This is a messenger RNA of Labeo rohita (rohu), 543 nucleotides long. RefSeq names its product ictacalcin 2 (gene icn2). The transcript is spliced from 3 exons. The coding region runs from base 162 to 437 and encodes 91 amino acids. The record is from RefSeq and is a predicted model, not a curated record. Gene Ontology annotation, molecular function: calcium ion binding; transition metal ion binding. Lineage: Eukaryota; Metazoa; Chordata; Actinopteri; Cypriniformes; Cyprinidae.
AAUGUAGGUGCGGUUGUGUGUUAAGGGUUGGGACGGUGGGAGGGCGUGAAUUCGGGGGUGGAUCAUUUCUCUGCAUAAAACACCCAGUCCGUUCCUUCAGUGGUCACUCGCUCAGUCCUAUUUUUCUUCACUUCCUGCUCGCCGUGAACUCCAGCAACACCAUGUCACAAAUCUACCAAGGAAUGGCUCUGCUGAUUGCAGCCUUUCACAAAUACUCAGGAAAGGAGGGAGACAAAACCACCCUGAGCAAAGGCGAGCUCAAGGAUCUGCUCAAUGCAGAGCUGGGCGACAUACUUGGGAAAGCUGAAAACCAGUCACAGGUGGACAAUAUAUUUAAGGAUCUGGAUGCAAAUAAAGAUGGCACUGUGGACUUUCAGGAGUACGUCACCUUGGUCGCCUGCCUUACUGUGCUUUGCAAUGAUUUUUUCAAAAAAUAAAAAAUAACCUUGUCCUUACAGAAAGGGUUUAUCUGUAAAGCUAUGGUAUGUCUGAAACCAAGAAUAAAGGUUUUUUAUGUUUUGAAUUAAAUCUGUAUUCUUACAA